UUUUCUGAAGUGCGCAUGCGCGGUGCCUGCUCAGCUGACAGCAGCCGCAGCAAGAGCAGGAGUCAGAUGAUCAUGGCAGACUCUGGAAAUAGCGAAGAGGUAGCUGUGAUUUGCAACACCGACAUCACUUCAACGGAGUCGGAGAACAACAUAAUAAACACGAUGGUGGAGAGAGGCACAGCUCUGCUGAAGAAAAUGGAGAUAAGCGUGACAGAGGCUGAUAAGAGGACAGGGAAGAACACUGUUAAUAUGCAAGAAACCUACAGCGUCUACCUCAUAGAAACACGGCCAGCUGAAUCGGCUUCAGAAGGAGGUACGCCAGCUGCACCUGAUUCUUUGUGGAGACGCUACAGUGAGUUUGAGCUUCUUAGAACAUACUUCCUGGUCACGUAUUCCUACAUCAUCAUCCCUCCACUACCAGAGAAAAGGGCUGAGUUUGUGUGGCACAAGCUUUCAGCAGAUAACCUCGACCCAGAUUUUGUAGAGAGGCGGAGAGUUGGUCUGGAAAACUUCCUGCUGCGUGUUGCAUCACAUCCUGUCCUGUCAAAUGAUAACAUUUUCUUCCUCUUUCUCACAGAGGAAAAGGGGUGGAGGGAAGCAGUUCUUGAGACCGGUUUUCAAGACAAGGUGGACUCCAGAUUAAAGUCUUUAAGUGCCAUGUUCAGAGUCAAGAAUCCUGACAAGCGAUUCACAGUUCUGAAACACUACAGUGAUGAAUUAAGCACUGUCAUCUCUCAGUUACUCAGGAUCAGAGCGCGAGUUGCAGACAGACUGUAUGGAGUUUAUAAAGUCCAUGGCAACUAUGGCAGAGUUUUCAGUGAGUGGAGUGCUAUAGAAAAAGAAAUGGGAGAUGGGUUACAGAGUGCUGGGCACCACAUGGAUACGUAUGCUGCAUCAAUAGAUGACAUACUUGAAGAAGAAGAGCACUAUGCAGACCAACUGAAGGAGUACCUCUUCUACACUGAUGCUGUCAGGUCAGUCUGUAGAAAACAUGAGUUGAUCCAGUAUGAGCUUGAGAUGGCAGCACAAGACCUCGCCAACAAGAAACAGCAGAAAGAAGAGCUGGUAACUGGGACAGUGCGGAUCUUUUCUUUGAAGGGAAUGACCAGUAAAUUGUUUGGCCAAGAGACUCCGGAGCAGACGGAGAGCAAGGUGGCAGCCCUGGAACAGAGCAUCCAGGAGGGAGAGGAUGCUCUCAAGGCGAAGAACGCAGAGAGCCAAGAGUUUGUGGAAAAAACAUGGAACGACAUUGAACGGUUCAAGGAGCAGAAAGACAAAGACUUGCGUGAAGCAUUGGUCAGCUAUGCCAUUAUGCAGAUCAGCAUGUGUAAGAAGGGAAUUCAAGUGUGGUCCAACGCCAAAGAGUGCUUCAAUAAAAUGUGAGCCAUUUUAUUGGCUAAUCACCCUCUGCACCAAAACAAAUAAUCUUCUUUCAGAUAGUACAGACAGAGAUUUGUCAUCGUUUAAUCUCACGGAGAGAAGCUAGGUGCGCAAACGCUUCCUCUUUUUUGCUUUCAAUGUUACUGAUAAUACUUCUGUCAAGUUAUCCGCAUCCUUCCAUCUUAUGAUCAUUUAUUUAAUUGAAAUACAACCAGUGGAGUUGAAAUCAGAUAUUGAAGAGAAUCCUCCUUUUGAAUGCCUGUGUGUUAACUGUUUCUUAACCUUCAGACUGCAGGCAAUCCAGACUUUAUGCUCUCAUCAUCAGUAGCAAACUUAUUAGCAUGACCAAGUGGAAAGUUUGGCACUAACUGCACAAUUCUAAAUUUAGGCUGUUUUUUGUCAACUGUCUUCCUAAAUAAAAAGAUUUCACAGCAGAUUUCUUCUUUAAGUCUAGUCAGGAGAAGGCUCCUGUUGUACAAAACUUAAAUUAGUGUUUCCACCUGUGGAAAACUCUUAACUAUUAGUUGAUAAAAAUGACUCUAAGCUCACGUAUUUGAGGUGAAUACUUUCACUUGCAUCACUACGAAACAGCUUCAAGUUUGUUUGUGCUAAUUUGGCUUUUUUGCUUGAUGUAAAACCUUCAAAGAAUUUGAGGCUGUUGGUAAAACUCUUUAAAUUUUAUGUAAUAUUUUAUGUAAUAUCCAGGAGUUUGAUGACUGGCCAAAGAUCAUUUUUUAAAAGCGCACACUGCCUCAAACGAUGAAUACCACUACAUCACCAAAUUUCCUUUAGUCUUGUUUUUCAUGUCAUACUGUACUUAGUAUUUAUGGUACUGUUAAUUGAAAGGUGACCAAAUUUGUGAUGACCAAGUGCUUUUAAGGUACAGAUGAAGAAUAUUAAACUGUUUCACUUUUGAAAAAGAAAGAAGCAAAGUGUACGUUCAGGCGAAGGUACAACCUAAUAAAUCACAGAUGUGUUUACUACCUUGUAUACUUUGUUAGCCUGUUUAAAAAGCAACACGUAUGUGAAUUCAUAGGUCUGCCUUUUCUGUGCCGUGGAGUUUAAUUGCCUUAACAAAAACAAGUGGUGUUUAACAAGAAUGACCAAGAAAAACCUGUCGACGUUUUAUACCAACCCUCAAUGUGCCUCACCACUUUUUUUUUUCUGAUGUUGUGACCAAAACAUGGCAACUUAUAAAUUACAUAUUUACUGUUUGAUAUUUUAGAAACUAAGCAAAAACACGUGGAUCUACUCCAUUACGACAGUUGAGAGAGGGAAAUUUGGUGCCAAAUGGAUCUGACAUCUGAAUGUAGAAUUGCAGCAAAUCUUUUUUUGCUUGUUUUUUCAGGAUGUACUAUCUGUUUACUGAAAUGUUCUCAAGCUACGGCAUUAUGUUUGUUUUUAUAGUAAAUGAGUCAAAUGUAAUUAUUGUACUAAAACUCUAAUUAAAAACUUCCUUUUGA
Messenger RNA from Girardinichthys multiradiatus, 2843 nucleotides. It is a transcript of the gene snx4, whose product is annotated as sorting nexin 4. The coding region runs from base 16 to 1383 and encodes 455 amino acids. The record is from RefSeq and is a predicted model, not a curated record. Lineage: Eukaryota; Metazoa; Chordata; Actinopteri; Cyprinodontiformes; Goodeidae. The transcript is spliced from 14 exons. Gene Ontology annotation, molecular function: phosphatidylinositol binding. Gene Ontology annotation, biological process: protein transport.